Rhododendron vialii is the source of this 2497-nucleotide messenger RNA. Its product is annotated as ATPase family AAA domain-containing protein FIGL1. The record is from RefSeq and is a predicted model, not a curated record. The transcript is spliced from 13 exons. NCBI's taxonomy places the organism in Eukaryota, Viridiplantae, Streptophyta, Magnoliopsida, Ericales, Ericaceae. Bases 200 to 2272 code for a protein of 690 amino acids. Gene Ontology annotation, molecular function: ATP binding; ATP hydrolysis activity.
UGAAUCCGUUUGGAACUCGUGGAAUGGAAGAGAAGGAACAUGGUCAAGGAAAAUAUACUUGCUCAAAACUUGAUUUCCUUCCUCUCCUGUUUCAAAACAGCCGAAAAAGAACGAAAGGCGCGAAGAAAAAGAGAAUCGCCACUCUGCGAAAAAGUGGAUACAGACUCCGCACACACCGCCGAGCUUCUCUUGGAAGGAAAUGGCGGGAAAAGAGAACACCGCCGAAGCCUCUGAACCGGCUUCACUGACGACGCUGUUUCUGUCUUCUUCGGAAUCGGGAAGGAUGGAAGCCAGUGAGAAGGAGGUGUGUUGGAGGAGAGAAGUGGAUACGAAGCUGAAGAGGCUCCAUUCGCUUCUCUUCGGAGCUGAUUUGGCUCUCCAGAAGGAGGAUUUCUCCUCUGCCCUAGUGCUCGGCCUCCGCCUCCUCGGCUUCCUCGACUCCAAUUCCAACACCGACGUUGACGAGGCCUUCAUUAGACCUAUUCGCCGUGACGCCCUGUCGAAGAUCGAUACAGCUCGUCGCUCCCUCGUACCCGAAUCCGAUCGCCAAGCAUUUGAACAAGCUGGACGAGAUCAUGGCCGUGUUUUUGGCAAGAGUGGAAAUAUGAACUUUGAAAAAAUUAGGCAGUCAAAGUACUUUCAAACCCUUUUUCAGCAGUCUACAGGAAGAGAUUCGAAUGAAUUGGGGGAUCCGUUUGACAGGCCGGACAAGAUAGGCUCCAAGACCUCAAAAGUCCUGGUACAAGCAAAGUUGACAUCCAUUUACGGAAACAGUAUCUCCCAUGCAAAUAAUAGUCCGCCAUCCAAGAGUUCUCUGAAUUCUAAAAGUAACAGUUCUGAGGACUGCACUAUCAUAGAAAAAGCUCACUCCUACCGCAAUCUUCCCAAAGGUCAAGGUAUCUCUACAUUUUCAUCAGUUGAGGAGGAAGAAAGAGCUCAUGGAAGUAGUAAUGGUACAAAACGUACGCACAAGGAGUUCAGUAGCCCUAGAAAUGAGAAUAUUAAGUCUCCAAAAUGUGAUGAAGAAGCUAACACUGACGUAUCUAGCAACGGAUUUGUAACUGCCAGGGCAAAAUUGGAAAUGGAUGCAAAGCACAAGCAAGGAUUAGUGGGAUCACCAAGUGCUUCUGUCUCACCACAAAGUGAUAAUUACGCAACCAAUAGAGGUUACGCUGCCAGAUCCUAUGGGUUUUCACGCCGUGGCAUUCGUGGUAAUUUUGUGCCCCCUAUUAGAUCUAAUGGGGGUAAUGCAAACAAUAUCACUUCACGUGUCGCAGGGAAGGGUGAUGACGCAUUAGAUGACUCAAUAAAGAGAUGUUUGGACAUGCUAUGUGGUCCUGAUGGAGAACUUCCUGAAAAGUUGAGGAAUUUAGAACCUCGUCUGAUCGAACAUGUCAGUAAUGAAAUCAUGGAUCGGGAUCCCAAUGUUCGUUGGGAUGAUAUUGCUGGAUUGGACCAUGCUAAAAAGUGCGUUACAGAGAUGGUGAUAUAUCCCUUAUUACGUCCUGAUAUUUUUAAAGGUUGUCGUUCCCCAGGGCGUGGUCUUCUUCUGUUCGGUCCCCCUGGAACAGGCAAAACGAUGAUAGGGAAGGCAAUAGCUGGAGAGGCUAAAGCAACCUUUUUCUACAUAUCGGCUAGUUCAUUGACAAGCAAAUGGAUUGGCGAGGGUGAAAAGCUAGUGAGGGCACUUUUUGGAGUUGCCUGUUGUCGCCAGCCAGCUGUGAUAUUUGUUGAUGAAGUGGAUUCACUUCUGUCUCAGCGGAAGUCAGAUGGUGAACAUGAAGCAAGUCGGCGACUCAAGACACAAUUUCUCAUCGAAAUGGAAGGGUUUGAUAGCGGGAGUGAGCAAAUUCUGCUUAUAGGAGCAACUAAUAGGCCCCAAGAACUUGAUGAAGCAGCAAGGAGGCGGCUUACCAAGCGGCUUUAUAUUCCCCUUCCUUCCUCAGAUGCCAGAGCGUGGAUUGUCCGUAAUCUUCUAGAGAAGGAUGGAUUAUUUAAGUUGUCAAAGGAGGACAUUGAUACCAUAUGCAAGCUAACUGAAGGGUACUCUGGAUCAGACAUGAAGAAUCUAGUGAAGGAUGCUUCUAUGGGUCCGCUAAGAGAGGCUCUGAGACAGGGUAUAGAAAUUACAAAGCUGAAAAAGGAGGAUAUGAGACCUGUUACUCUUCAGGAUUUUGAGGAUGCAUUACAAGAGGUGAGGCCUUCUGUUUCUUUGAAUGAACUCGGUACAUAUGAGAAGUGGAACAAGCAAUUUGGAAGCUUAUCGGGGUGACCGGGUGAGUAUCAUUUUGAUUAAUGUUGAAAACAGAAAAGAUAUCUGUGGUAUAUACAAACUUCUAGCAAGAUCAAUCAAUGUACAUUCACCAAUAUUGAUUUCUCUUGUGAGGUCCAUUUCACAUUCUACCCUGUACCCACUCAUAACUCUGCAGAAGCAGAAGUAGUUCGCUUCUGUUUUGUAUGCUAUGAAUUAAUCAAGCUGACAUAUAUUUCUAUACUA